This is a messenger RNA of Nelumbo nucifera (sacred lotus), 2933 nucleotides long. RefSeq names its product G-type lectin S-receptor-like serine/threonine-protein kinase SD2-5. Gene Ontology annotation, biological process: protein phosphorylation. The record is from RefSeq and is a predicted model, not a curated record. NCBI's taxonomy places the organism in Eukaryota, Viridiplantae, Streptophyta, Magnoliopsida, Proteales, Nelumbonaceae. Gene Ontology annotation, molecular function: protein serine/threonine kinase activity; ATP binding.
UUUCAUUAUAUUUGGUUGAUUAUUGCAACUUCUUAUUGAGAAAAGUUAUCAAAAUUAAUAGAAAGUUUACCCGUUAAUUCGAAACUUCAGGCUCAGCUAGUUAGCUGUAUAGAUUUGAAGACCCAUUCCAUCUCUGUUUUUUUGCUUCUUCCUUUUUCUUCAUUCGUUCUGGCUCUCUUCAGUGCAAGGAUUUAGUAGCAGCAUUUGAAUCAUAUUAUCUCUGUGCAGAUAAUGAGUCUGAGCUGGAUGUUAUUUUGUGUUCUUUGUCAUCACCUUCUGGUUCUUCCAACUUCUUUUUACUCAAUUACUAAUGCCCAGUCUUUCGAUUAUCCCAUCGCCAACCUCUCCACCUUAUGGACCAAUAACCUCCCUUCCCUUUCCCAUAAUGUUAAUUUCACAGAUAGAUCUCGGGUGAGGUCCCUUCUUCUUAGAAGUAAUCCAGCCGGCUUCGGUCCAUCAUUUGCUUGUGGCUUCUACUGCAACGGCACUUGUGAUUCUUUCCUCUUUGCCAUCUUCAUCGUUCAGACCAAUAGCGGAGGUGGCAUAACGAGGCCUAGUUCAGGAUUCCCACAAGUAAUCUGGUCUGCCAAUCGGGACAAUCCCGUUAAAGAAAAUGCCACCUUGCAGCUCUCUGGAGAUGGAGAUUUGAUCUUGAAAGACGUCGAUGGCACUUUAGUUUGGUCGACGAACACCACCGGCAACUCUGUCGUGGGCUUAAACAUGACGGAGACGGGAAAUCUCGUGCUCUUCGAUGGAAACAAUAAAGCCGUCUGGCAGUCUUUUGAACACCCAACAGACUGUUUGGUCCCUGGGCAGACGCUAGUAGAAGGGCAGAGGCUCACAGCCAGCAUCUCAUCUUCGAACUGGACUACAGGUGUCCUAUCACUUUUCGUUACUAGUAAUGGUUUGUUUGCUCUCGCUGAAUCCGAUCCUCCUCAGCAGAUUUACUACAGGAAGAAGAUAACUGGCACCAAACUGGAUGCAGGACCGAGCUAUGUUAGAUUCCUGAAUGGAAGUCUUUCUCUCUACAUAUUGUCAGCCGAGCCACGCCAGCCUGAUGAUACAAUUCCUGUGAAACCAGCAACCUCAAUGCAGUACAUUAAAUUCGGGUCAGAUGGGCAUCUGAGAGUUUACGAGUGGAAUUCGACCUCAGGGUGGACGGAAGUGGGCGAUCUUCUGACAAAAGAUUUAUCUGAUGGAGAGUGUAGCUACCCAACGGUUUGUGGGAAUUAUGGUAUUUGCUCAACUGGGCAGUGCAGUUGUCCCAUAGGAACUGGUAAUAACGACAGCUAUUUUAGGCAAUUAAGUGAUCGGCAGCUGAAUCUCGGCUGCUCCGAGAGUACUCCAUUGUCUUGUGAAGCUUCUGAAAAUCACAGUUUUCAAGAGUUAAAGGAUGUAACUUACUUCAUCUUUUUUGUCGGUGAUGCAAACACAACUGAAAUGAGUUUGGAGAAUUGCAGGCAGGCAUGCUUGAAUAACUGUUCUUGCAAGGCUGCUUUGUUUCUGUAUCAUACCAAUGCUUCCGCAGGUAGUUGCUUUUUGCCAACCAAACUUUUUUCAUUGAUAGACAAUGAUAAGAACAAAUAUAAGUAUAAUACGUCUGCAUUCAUUAAGGUGCAGAUACCAGAUGUUUCUCCUACCCCAUCCCUUCUUGAAAAGAAAACAAGCCAGACUGUAAUAAUAUUAGGGUCCAGUCUUGCAGCUCUGUUUUCUGUUUUCAUUGUAGUUUGCAUCUUGAUUAUUCUUUAUAGGAAGAAAAACGAUGAGGAGGAAUAUGAGGAGGAUGAUUUACAUCAAGUACCAGGAAUGCCCAGGAGAUUCUCUUAUCAAGAUCUCAAAGAUGCAACAGAGAAUUUUUGUAAGAAGCUUGGAGAAGGAGGAUUUGGAUCGGUUUUUGAAGGGACUCUGGGAAAUGGCACAAAAGUUGCAGUGAAAUGCUUGGAUGGUUUGGGUCAAGUCAAGAAAUCGUUUUUAGCCGAGGUUGAGACAAUAGGAAGUAUUCACCAUGUCAAUUUAGUAAGACUGAUUGGAUUUUGUUCAGAGAAAUCACAUAGGCUUUUAGUUUAUGAAUUCAUGUCCAAUGGUUCUUUGGAUAAAUGGAUCUUCUGCAGAAACCAAGAACAGUCUCUUGAUUGGAAAACUAGACGGAAGAUCAUCUUUGACAUAGCCAAGGGGUUAGCCUAUCUACAUGAAGAUUGCAGACAAAGAAUACUGCAUUUGGACAUUAAACCUCAAAAUAUCCUCUUAGAUGACAACUUCAAUGCUAAGGUCUCUGAUUUUGGGUUAUCAAAGUUAAUUGACAGGGAUCAGAGUGAAGUUGUUACCACAAUGAGAGGGACUCCUGGUUAUUUGGCUCCUGAAUGGUUGAGCUCAAUGAUCACAGAGAAAGUUGAUGUAUAUAGCUUUGGGGUUGUAGUCAUGGAAAUUGUUUGUGGACGGAAAAAUCUGGAUCGUUCUCAAUCUGAGGAUAGCAUGCAUUUAAUUAGUCUAAUCCAAAGAAAGGCAGAGGAAGGACAACUAUUUGAAAUGAUUGACAGAUACAAUGAGGAUAUGCAGUUACAUGGAGAAGAAGCUAUGGAAAUGAUGAGGAUUGCUGCAUGGUGCUUACAAAGUGAUUUUACCAAAAGACCAUCCAUGUCUGUGGUGGUGAAGGUCUUAGAAGGGGUAAUGAAUAUUGAACCUGAUUUGGAUUACAACUUCUCAAUUCCAACACUAGCAGCAGCCACAGUAGCCCACAAGGAGGUCGAUUUCGGAGGCUCCACUCCGCUAUUGCCCUCAGUUCUGUCAGGACCAAGGUGAAGGAAGGGACUCUUAACCACUAUCAAUUUUGUUCAUACUUUGCUCCUUUUGUUCUGUUUUCAGUGAAGAGGAACCCCAUCAGCCAUUUGUUUAUCUGAAAAUAAAUUUCACCUGUGAUUUUGAAAGUUUCGUUU